Molecule: messenger RNA, 2018 nt
Organism: Phacochoerus africanus (Common warthog)
Lineage: Eukaryota; Metazoa; Chordata; Mammalia; Artiodactyla; Suidae
Gene: GPR65
Product: G protein-coupled receptor 65
Exons: 3
Coding region: 797-1822 (341 amino acids)
Biological process (GO): G protein-coupled receptor signaling pathway
Cellular component (GO): membrane
Molecular function (GO): G protein-coupled receptor activity
Source: RefSeq, a predicted model, not a curated record
UUCUCUUCUGGGUGCAAGCAGAUUUAUCUGGCUCCUCGGUUGACAAAAUCGUCAUCUCAAGAAACAUGGGUGGCCAAAGAUGAUCUCCUAUCAGGAAAUGUAGGGGACAACAGACGACCAGUGUUGUCAUUAAAGCAGUAUCAGCUAAUGUGUGUUGAAGUCUUGCCAUGUGCUUGGCACUCAGCUUCAUGCAUCAUCUCAUUUAACCCCUACAAGAAUUCUAUGCAGUGGUUGCUGUCUUAUAUCUGUGAAAACUGAAACUUUAAGAGAUGGAGAAACACACAUGGUCACAAAACCCCAAGGGCUGUUGAGAGCUUUGAGUUUCCUGAGCUCACACAGAAACAAAGACAUUUUAAAAAGAGAUGUCCAUCUCUGUGAAAAGAAAGCUUUAUAUAUUGAUGUUUGGACCCAUGUCCUCUGAACGUCAUGAGGAAAACCAGACUGAGGACCACAUUCCAUGAAAACUGAUGGACACCCCAGCUUAUCCUCCAGGGUUCUUCAUCAGCAUUCUAUCAUAGUAAGCAGCCCACGGACUUCUGCUCUUUCAAAUCGACCGAUCAUCUAACUAAGUGCCGGGAGCCUGGAUCCUGCCAGACUCCAGCCAUUGAUAUCUGAGCAAAUUGAUCUACGUUCACCCUUUAAAACCCCUGAUGAAUCAAUCAGAACUUCUGAAAGCAAGGAAAAACUGAAACAUCUUGGUCAAAGAGACUUCGAUGUUGAAAACCAGCUACCACAAGGAAAGGCUUAUCUUUCGAUUCACGGUCCAGGAACAAAUGUGAAUCCGCCUCUUGAAAAGAUGAACAGCACGUGUAUUGAAGAACAGCAUGACUUGGAUCACUACUUGUUUCCAGUGGUUUACAUCUUUGUGGUAAUAGUGAGCGUUCCAGCCAAUAUCGGCUCUCUCUGUGUGUCUUUUCUGCAAGCAAAGAAGGAUAACGAACUAGGCAUUUACCUCUUCAGUUUAUCACUAUCGGAUCUGCUGUAUGCAUUAACUCUCCCUCUGUGGAUUGAUUAUACUUGGAAUCAAGACAACUGGACAUUCUCUCCCGCCCUGUGCAAAGGGAGCGCUUUUUUCAUGUACAUGAAUUUUUACAGCAGUACGGCCUUUCUCACCUGCAUCGCCAUCGAUCGGUAUCUAGCAGUUGUUUACCCUCUGAGGUUUUCUUUUCUAAGGUCAAGAAGAUGUGCGUUCAUGGUCAGUCUAUUCAUCUGGGUGCUGGAAAGCUUUUUCAACGCUAUCAUCUUGUGGGAAGAUGAAACAGCUGUCGAAUACUGUGAUACCAAAAAAUCGAAUUUUACUUUAUGCUACGACAAAUACCCUUUGGAGAAAUGGCAAAUCAAGUUCAACUUUUUUAGGACGUGUGUAGGCUAUUUGAUCCCUUUGGUGGUCAUAAUGGUUUGCAACCGGAAAGUCUACCAAGCUGUGAAGCAAAAUCAAGCCACGGAAAACAGUGAAAAGAAGAGAAUCAUAAAACUGCUUGUUAGUAUCACAUUGACUUUCAUCUUGUGUUUCACUCCCUUUCAUGUGAUGUUGCUGAUUCGCAGCAUUUUAGAACGUGAUGUGAACUUAGAUGAACAUAUAUUUGACCAUAACAAGUCUGGGAAGCAGACUUAUAAAAUCUAUAGAAUCACAGUUGCAUUAACAAGUCUAAAUUGCGUGGCAGAUCCAAUGCUGUACUGUUUUGUAACUGAAACAGGAAGAUCAGAUAUGUGGAAUAUAUUACAUUUUUUUACAGGGAAGUUUAAUAAAUCAGAAAGACAAAGAAAAAGUAUGCUUUCUAUGUCUACCAAAGAUACUUUGGAAUUAGACAUCCUGGACUAGAACCGAAGAAUUUUUUAAAGAUAUAUAAUAUUAUAUCACUGAGAUUGUAUUUGGAAAAGGAAAUCUAAGCAGGAAAGGAGUCUAAGUGUUCCCCUUGAGGGACUAUUUUAAUUCUCUCCAAUGGAAGUAUUUUAAAAGUGCACUGCAUAGUUCCCUGACUCUUAUUAAAUGAGAAUUAAACAAAAUUUAAUAUUUU